AUGUGUGGCAUUAACAACUUUUUUUUUUUUUUUUCUGCAGAUAUUGCUGUUGUAGAGAUGAGUGACGCCUUCCGUCAGCCUUCCCUGUUCUACCACCUGGGAGUCAGGGAGAGCUUCAGCAUGGCGAACAACAUUAUCCUCUACUGUGAUACAAACGCAGAGGCUCUGCAGUCACUGAAGGAAAUUAUUUUCCAGAAGAAUAAUAUGUGCACUGGUAACUACAUAUUUGUUCCUUAUAUGAUAACUCCACAUAACAAGGUGUACUGCUGCGAUAGCAGUUUUAUGAAGGGACUAACAGAACUGAUGCAGCCCAGUUUUGAGUCGCUGCUUGGCCCUAUAUGCUUACCUUUGGUGGAUCGAUUUAUUCAGCUCUUGAAGGUGGCACAGGCCAGUUCAAGCCAGUAUUUCCGUCAGUCCAUUCUGAAUGACAUCAGGAAGGCCCGUACCCUCUACACAGGCAAAGAGCUUGCAGCAGAGCUGGCAAGGAUCCGACAGCGAGUGGAUAAUGUUGAAGUAUUGUCUGCUGACAUUGUAAUAAACUUGCUGCUGUCCUACAGAGACAUCCAGGAUUACGAUUCCAUUGUGAAACUGGUGAAAACUUUAGAAAAACUGCCUACUUUUGACUUGGCUUCCCACCACCAUGUGAGGCUUCAUUAUGCAUUUGCGCUGAACAGGCGAAAUCUGCCUGGCGACAGACAGAAAGCUCUAGAAAUUAUGAUACCCCUAGUAGAACAGGAAGACCAAGUAGCUUCAGAUAUGUACUGCCUGGUUGGUCGAAUUUACAAGGACAUGUUUUUGGAAUCUGGAUUCAUAGAUACAGAAAGCAGGGACAAAGGGACGUUCUGGUUCAAGAAGGCGUUUGAGUCAGAGCCAACAUUACAGUCGGGAAUUAAUUAUGCAGUACUCCUCCUGGCAGCUGGACAUUGCUUUGAUACUUCUUUUGAGCUGCGGAAAGUUGGAGUAAAGAUCAGCAGCCUGCUUGGUAAAAGGGGGAGCUUGGAGAAACUGCAGAGCUAUUGGGAAGUGGGAUGUUUCCUAGGGGCCAGUAUGUUGGCUAAUGACCAUGUCAGAGUGAUCCAGGCUUCAGAAAAGCUGUUUAGGCUAAAGGCACCAGCAUGGUACCUGAAGUCUAUUGUAGAGACUAUUUUGAUAUGUCAGCAUUUUAGGAAACUGACUCCAGAACAUCAUACGGCCAAACAGGAACUUGUGGACUUCUGGAUGGACUUCCUUGUUGAAGCCACAAAGACAGAUGUGUCUGUAGUUCGAUUUCCAGUUUUAAUAUUAGAACCAACAAAAAUAUAUCAGCCCUCAUAUCUCUCCAUCAACAGUGAAGCCGAGGAGAAGACUGUAUCUAUUUGGCAUGUGCUCCCUGAUGACAAGAAAGGUAUACAUGAGUGGAACUUCAGUGCUGCUUCUAUCAGGGGAGUAAGCAUUUCGAAGUUUGAAGAACGGUGCUGUUUCCUGUAUGUGCUGCACAACUCAGAUGACUUUCAGAUCUAUUUCUGCACAGAACUUCAUUGCAGAAGGUUUUUUGACAUGGUGAACAGUAUCACUGAAGAAAUAGGGAAGACUACAGAGGAAGGGGAAUGUGAUGGAGACUCUUUAGAGUAUGAUUAUGAAUAUGAUGAAAAUGGCGAGCGAGUUGUUCUGGGGAAAGGAACUUACGGCAUUGUAUAUGCAGGACGAGAUUUGAGCAAUCAAGUCAGAAUUGCUAUUAAAGAAAUCCCAGAGAGAGACAGCAGGUAUAGUAGCUGUGGCUGA
Messenger RNA from Pterocles gutturalis (yellow-throated sandgrouse), 1761 nucleotides. RefSeq names its product mitogen-activated protein kinase kinase kinase 5-like. Gene Ontology annotation, biological process: cellular response to stress; MAPK cascade. NCBI's taxonomy places the organism in Eukaryota, Metazoa, Chordata, Aves, Pterocliformes, Pteroclidae. The record is from RefSeq and is a predicted model, not a curated record. The coding region runs from base 1 to 1761 and encodes 586 amino acids. Gene Ontology annotation, molecular function: MAP kinase kinase kinase activity; ATP binding. The transcript has 14 exons.